AUGAGCAAAGAACUCCAUGGCAUUGUGAAGGGUUGGGAAUCUAAGGUGAGAAAAGCACAAGCGGCUGCAAAGAAGAAAAGGGCGGGAGUCAGCAUUUUUGGAACAAUGUCAGUGGCCCAUGUUGAUGAUGAUCUAGACAAUCCAGGUGAGGUCUAUCAUGCAGAGAAAGUCUUCUCCAAUGGAGAUAUGUAUACUGGGCAGUGGGCUGAUAAUUGCCCCAAUGGCCAUGGCAAAUAUUUGUGGUCAGAUGGUUGUAUGUAUGUUGGCGAAUGGGUUAGAGGAAAGACAAAUGGUAAAGGAAAGUUUAGCUGGCCUUCAGGUGCUACCUAUGAGGGUCAAUUCAAGAAUGGGUAUAUGGAUGGUGAAGGGACCUACAUAGGUUGUUCAAACGACACAUACAGAGGUUCUUGGGUAUUUAACAUGAAACAUGGGAGAGGGACAAAGAAUUAUACCAAUGGUGAUCAUUAUGAUGGGAAUUGGCGCCGCGGCCGGCCUGAUGGGCAGGGGAGGUACCAAUGGAACAAUGGGAAUCAGUAUAUUGGGCAAUGGAGGAAUGGAAAGAUGAAUGGCAGUGGUACCAUGAUUUGGGCAAGCGGGAAUAGGUAUGAUGGUUGUUGGGAGGAUGGAUUGCCAAAAGGGAAUGGGACGUAUAGAUGGUUGGAUGGGAGCUUUUAUGUGGGAGUAUGGAGUGAGGAGCCUAAAGAGAUGACUGGGACUUAUUAUCCUUCAACUUCACAGAUAGGUCAUUUUGAUUGGGAUCCUCAGGAGGUGUAUAUAAAUUAUUUGAAGGAUUGCAGGAUUAGUCGAGGUGAGAAGAUAUCAGUAUUUCCUUCACAAAAAAUGGUUAAUUGGCCCUGUGAAGGAGAAUUCUUGCAGAAGCAGCCAACAUUGAAGAACUCGAGAGUAAAUGUUGCAAGGACAAAGAGAGCAUCUGCAGAUGGGAGAUUAAGCAGUGCAGGUGGCACUAGUUGGGGUUCUGAAUCUGAUUUCGGGUCUGAAACGAAUGGACAAAUGGGACGAGGGAGAGAAGAUGAUGAAGGUUUUGGGAGCUUAAGGUCUGAUGAUGGAGAUACAUCAAAAAGAAACAGACAUCACCAUAUCAGAAUACAGCCAACAAAAAGGCAAGGAAGGACAAUAACAAAAGGCCAUAGAAAUUAUGAACUCAUGCUCAAUUUGCAGCUUGGAAUAAGGCAUUCAGUGGGCAGGCCUGCUCCUGCCCAAUCACUUGAUCUAAGAACUACAGCAUUUGACACAAGGGAAAAGCUUUGGACUAAAUUUCCUCCAGAAGGAUCAAAAUAUACACCACCACAUCAAUCUUGUGAUUUUAGAUGGAAGGAUUACUGCCCAUUGGUUUUCAGGACUCUGAGGAAGCUAUUUAAGGUGGAUCCAGCAGAUUACAUGAUAUCUAUUUGUGGAAAUGAUGCUCUGCGGGAGCUCUCUUCCCCUGGAAAAAGUGGAAGCUUUUUUUACCUUACCAAUGAUGACAAGUACAUGAUAAAGACCAUGAAGAAGGCAGAAGUAAAAGUACUUUUAAGGAUGCUUCCAGCUUAUUACAAUCAUGUUCGAGCCUUUGAGAACACCCUAAUUGCAAAGUUCUAUGGCCUGCAUUGCGUAAAGUUAACUGGAUCUGCACAGAAGAAGGUGCGGUUUGUCAUAAUGGGGAAUUUGUUCUGCACAGAGUAUGCAAUUCACCGGCGUUUUGACUUGAAAGGUUCUUCCCAUGGCCGCUUAACUGAUAAACCUGAAUCUGAAAUUGAUUCAACAACUACCCUCAAAGACCUUGAUCUUAACUUCAUCUUUCGACUGCAGAAGAUCUGGUUCCAAGAGUUCUGCAGGCAAGUGGACAGGGACUGUGAUUUUCUUGAGCAGGAGAGAAUCAUGGAUUACAGUCUUUUAGUAGGUGUCCACUUUCGAGAAGUUUCACAAUCUGGGGAGCCACUGACAUGUGAGGCUCGAAGUUCUAGAGCAGGGAAUACUCCUGGUAAAUCAACUCCUCGGCUUUCCAAGGCAGACAUGGAUCUGCUUUUUGAUCCUUCUAGGUGUGCAUCCAUUAGAUUAGGCAUUAGUAUGCCAGCACGUGCUGAGGCAACAGUCAGAAAAAACGAUUUUGAGUUGAUUGGAGAACCUACAGGAGAAUUCUAUGACAUCGUACUCAUUUUUGGUAUCAUAGAUAUACUACAAGAUUAUGACAUUAGCAAGAAGCUUGAGCAUGCAUACAAAUCAAUCCAAUUUGAUCCUACUUCAAUCUCAGCUGUUGACCCCAGACAAUAUUCAAGACGCUUCCGUGACUUUGUAUUCAAAGCAUUCACAGAAGACAGCUAAGGCUAUAUGCAGUACUUCACUAUCUUCUACUAACUCCAGGUAGACGUCCUUGAAUGGCCAGAAACUGAUCAGAUAAGCAUGCCAUCCAGCAAAAGUUUCCAAGAGUUUGGCCUUAAAAGCAAUUGCCAUCCACAGAUGGACAAUGGCUGUCGCAGUCCCAUUUUGCAGUAAUUUUGCCUUCAUAAACUUCUCUUCCUUUUGUUUAUAGUUAAAGGUGUCAAUACAUCAAGGUACAUAGAAUAGCAUUUCAAGCAGGGGUACUCAGCAAGCCUGAGUGCGAUUGUAAAUGAAGAUGAAGCCGAGUUAGGAGGGGUUUUUUGGUACUCAAAUUCUUUUUGUCCUUGAGGGUGAUUAGCUCAGGGA
Messenger RNA from Coffea eugenioides, 2685 nucleotides. RefSeq names its product phosphatidylinositol 4-phosphate 5-kinase 6-like. Lineage: Eukaryota; Viridiplantae; Streptophyta; Magnoliopsida; Gentianales; Rubiaceae. Gene Ontology annotation, molecular function: ATP binding; 1-phosphatidylinositol-4-phosphate 5-kinase activity. The coding region runs from base 1 to 2322 and encodes 773 amino acids. The record is from RefSeq and is a predicted model, not a curated record. Gene Ontology annotation, biological process: phosphatidylinositol metabolic process. The transcript has 8 exons.